This is a messenger RNA of Saccostrea echinata, 2674 nucleotides long. RefSeq names its product leucine-rich repeat and immunoglobulin-like domain-containing nogo receptor-interacting protein 1. The transcript has 2 exons. Gene Ontology annotation, molecular function: protein binding. The record is from RefSeq and is a predicted model, not a curated record. Lineage: Eukaryota; Metazoa; Mollusca; Bivalvia; Ostreida; Ostreidae. Bases 94 to 1650 code for a protein of 518 amino acids.
GAUUGUAAACGUACAGGUGUGACGUCCAUCCUAAGACAGGGAAAAUCAACCAACAGAGCAGUUUCUUUGUCAUGUAAGGGAAAAAGGAAAGUGAUGUUUGCUGUAAUUUUUCUUGCGGGACUUAUUGCCCCGGAAAUCGUCUUGUCUGCUAGUGAUGACUGCCCUUUAAACUGCACUUGUAAAGACAACCUCGUGAAGUGUCAUGGCUGCAAUUCAGUCCCGCAGCAAUUUGGAAAUUUUUCGGUCAUCGAAAUCUUGGAUUUGUCGCACAACAACCUAACCUCCUUAACUAAAAAUGAUUUUGAAAAGUUUAUAAACCUACAGAAAUUGUAUUUGAAUGAAAACAAAAUAUCAGACAUUGAAAAUGGGACCUUUUCGUCUCUGGUUCACUUGUCGGUGCUGAACCUUUCAUGCAACAGCUUAAGUACAAUAAAGGAAGGCGUAUUUUGCAAUCUCAAAAGUUUAUCGAUCCUGUACAUGAAAAGAAAUUCGAUCGAGAACCUGUCGUUAGACGUAUUCCACAAUGUUCCAAAAUUACAAUAUAUUAGCUUGGCCGAAAAUGGACUGUACGGUUUUGAUGCAUGUACAUUUCAAAUUAGGAGUUUGCGCAUUCUGGUUCUAGACAACAACAGUCUGUCAUCCAUUCCAUCAAAUAUCUUCAACUGUACUCCAAAUCUCCAUACCAUUAGAUUGAAUCUCAACAGAAUAACGCAUAUAUCGGAUUAUACAUUUUCAAACUUGCCCAAUAUUUCAAGUGUUAGUUUAGACUAUAAUCGAAUAACUCAUCUUGAAAUUUAUUCUUUUGAAGUCAGACAUGAUGAUCCUAACUCGUUAAUGGAGUGCCAAAUACAGCGGUUCACAAUAGUUGGGAACCAACUCACUGAAGUGCCACAAGCUUUAGAUGAUCUUGUAUAUGUUGAUCAUUUAGAUAUAAGUGGCAACAGUAUCACGCGAAUCGAAACGCAGGUUUUUUAUAGACUUCAAAAACUUCGCUAUCUUCGAAUUUCUGAAAUGCCACUUCUGAACUAUAUUGCACCAUUUGCAUUUGGAGGUCUUGAUCUAAGAGAUCUACACAUGACAAGAAACCCUAAACUGAGAAAGCUCCCCGAAAAUCUACUUCAGAGCAUGAAUAACUUAAGAACAGUUAUCAUUAGUAAUAAUGCUCUUCAAUCUGUACCGAAAAACUUGUGCAAGUGGCAUAUGUUAAUGGAUAUGAUGAUGAAUGACAAUGACUUUAUCUGUGGUUGUGGCGUUCACUGGCUUCAGACAUAUAGUGGAUGGGGUACUCCCCAAACUCGGCAACAUGCGGAGAAUCUAAAAUGCCACAAACCUGGAAACUCCGAAAAUGUUCUCAUCAAAGAUUUUGACUUCGACCACCUUGGAUGUACAUACACGUCAGUAGUACAUAAAUCACGUGUUCUUGUAGGACUUACAGCCGCUACUUUGGUACUGCUGACUGUAUGCGUGAUUUUAUUUAUGUAUCGCAACCGGAAGCGAAUAAUCUUCCGGUACAGACAGUUCAAAUACAGGCGUCACACGGACUCUGCUUACACAAUUGAACAUAAAUACAUGUACAGUGAUCUUUCUACAAAUGGGGAUGUACAUGGAGAUGUCCCCACAACAAAAGACAAAGAUAAUCUUCUAACAUAGUAUUAUACAAGUACAUGUAUUUUGUUUUUAUGCCCCCGCCAUGAAAUGCCGUGGCAUAUAGUGUUACUCUGUUCCGUCAUUCCGUCAUCAUUCACUUUCCAUUCAGUUGCACACAUUCAACUCAAUUUUGACAUAUGGAUACGUCAUAGGAAUACGCAGGUCAAGUUCGAAUUUGGUCAUGGUACGAUGAUUUUUGACAAGAGUUACUAGUAUCCCUCUUGAACUUAGAAAAAAAAACAAGAGUUUUUCAAUUUCCACUCUCUACCUUUUGUAGGGAUGUAUGUAAAAGAUUGAAAUUGCAUAAGCACGUAUUUUAUCAGAAAAUACAGGUCAAGUUCGAAUUUGGUCGUGGUCCAAUGAUUUUUGACACAGAUAUCCCUCUUGAACUUAGAAAAAAUAAGAAAAUUUCAGUUUCCGCUCACUAACUUUUGUAGGGAUGUAUGUAAAAGGUUGAAAUUACAUAUGCAGGUAUUUUAGAAGAAAAAAACAGAUCAAGUUCGAAUGCAAAUUUAAAACUAAAUAGGGCAUUUGAAAUUUUGGCUUCCUACGGGGGCUUUCGUGGCGUUACGACACAUCUAGUUUUUGUAGCAUCAACGAAACAUUCCAUUUUAUUUACAUUUGCAUGUAUGCAUUAAUUAUACUUAUACUUGAUAAAAAUUGAAUCAUUGAAUUUGUCUUGGAAAUAACUUUUUCUGGUUAUAUUGCUCAGUAUCUGAAAUUUAAGUAAACUUUAAUGUUUUUAACAAAAUGUGCAAGUCUGUAGGUAGACUAAAGUAUAUGUUAAUAUUCAAGUCUGUAGACUAAUUACCCAGGCCAGCACAUGAUUUUAUUUAUGUUUUCUUAACGUAUCAAGGCAUUACUGUAUAUGUAUUUUUCUUCUGUAUAUAAUUUUUUUUUUUAAAGUACUUUACAAUUCAGUUAUGGUUGUUUUACACAAUUUAUAGCAUUAAAGCUUUCAAUUUUUCUGCUGGAACAUAUCUUUGUGAAUAAAUCUAAUGGUUUUUACUAGGGAUGUCAACGAAUA